Chlorella variabilis is the source of this 303-nucleotide messenger RNA. RefSeq lists its product as hypothetical. Lineage: Eukaryota; Viridiplantae; Chlorophyta; Trebouxiophyceae; Chlorellales; Chlorellaceae. The record is from RefSeq and is a predicted model, not a curated record. Bases 1 to 303 code for a protein of 100 amino acids. The transcript is spliced from 3 exons.
AUGUCGCUGCUGCGUCAGGCGGCGAGCCAGCUUAGAGGGCGGACGGCUGCCGCUGCGCAGCACCAGCAGCAGAGGCUUGCGGGCAACCUGCCGGUCAAGCCCAACAAGUUUGUGGAGGAGUGGGGCACGCGCCGGGAGCAUGUGGAGAAUGAGUUCAGGUGGGACGCCAAGACGCUGAUGACCAUCGCGCUGUGGGUGGGCGUGGCGCCCUAUGCCGUGUACAAGGGGUCCAUAGGCGAGUUCAACCACGUUGACCGCGCCUACAACCGCUCGGAGCGCGCCAUGCUGGGCAACACCAAGUGA